CAUUUGCUAAAGUAGGCAGUGAGACAUCUUAUAGAUCUUCCUUUUCCACUUCCAUCCGUUAUAAUAAAGAUGAAGUUCUCUGCUGACGUCAGUUCUUCCCGCCGUAAGAGCAGAAAGGCUCACUUCACUGCUACCUCUGAUGUUCGUCGCAAGAUCAUGAGUGCUCCUUUAUCUAAGGAACUCCGUGAAAAGUACGGUGUUCGUUCUAUUCCUGUCCGUAAGGAUGAUGAAGUUCAAAUUGUUCGCGGUACUUACAAGGGCCGUGAAGGUAAAAUCACUCAAGUUUACCGUAAGAAGUGGGUUAUUCACGUCGACCGUGUCGCUCGUGAAAAGGUCAACGGUGCCACUGUUCCCAUUGGUCUCUCUGCUUCCAAGGUUGUUAUCACCAACCUUAAGUUAGACAAGUCUCGUCUUGCUAUUCUCGAACGUAAGGGUAAGAAGGACGCCAUGAAGCAGUAAAAACUUUCAAUUAAUGGAUCAAUUUUUUGUCAAAUAAUCCCGGUUUAAUUCAUUUGUUUAUUCUAUUGUAAAAUGUGGACAUUUUUGAUUUUGUUGAAAAAUCAAUAAAAGGAAAGAUGCGACCAUCAUGUUUAUAUUCCAUUUUGAUGUAUUUGUAUCGUAUCGAGUUUAUUCAUUGUAUAAUUUAUGAAAUUGUGCUGUUUGAUAGUCUACGUACAAGAAUAAAAAAUUGUGACUUCCACGUCAUUCUUGCUUUCAGCCUUAACG
This is a messenger RNA of Mycotypha africana, 726 nucleotides long. Its product is annotated as translation protein SH3-like domain-containing protein. NCBI's taxonomy places the organism in Eukaryota, Fungi, Mucoromycota, Mucoromycetes, Mucorales, Mycotyphaceae. Gene Ontology annotation, molecular function: structural constituent of ribosome; RNA binding. The coding region runs from base 70 to 459 and encodes 129 amino acids. Gene Ontology annotation, biological process: ribosomal large subunit biogenesis; cytoplasmic translation. The record is from RefSeq and is a predicted model, not a curated record. Gene Ontology annotation, cellular component: cytosolic large ribosomal subunit; ribosome. The transcript is spliced from 3 exons.